Messenger RNA from Salarias fasciatus (jewelled blenny), 633 nucleotides. RefSeq names its product stonustoxin subunit alpha-like. The coding region runs from base 49 to 582 and encodes 177 amino acids. The transcript has 3 exons. Gene Ontology annotation, molecular function: protein binding. The record is from RefSeq and is a predicted model, not a curated record. NCBI's taxonomy places the organism in Eukaryota, Metazoa, Chordata, Actinopteri, Blenniiformes, Blenniidae.
CCUGGUGUGAGGAAGUAUUUCUCUCAACUUCAACUGGAUGAAAACUCAAUGAACAGAAAGCUCAAACUGUCCAACAACAACAGGACGGUGACACUUGUGGAGGAAGAGCAGCCGUAUCCUGAUCAUCCUCACAGAUUUGAUGACUACUAUCAGCUGCUGUGUAGAAAUGAUCUGAGUGGUCGAUGUUACUGGGAGGUCGAGUGGAGUGGAAGGGUUUCUAUAUCAGUGAGUUACAGAGGAAUCAGAAGGAAAGGAGACAGUAGGGAGUGUAGGUUUGAAGGGAAUCGUCAGUCCUGGUGUCUGGAGUGCGGUUCUGGACAUUACCAUGUCUGGCACAAUAACAGAGUAACAUCCCUCUCCUCCUCCUCCUCCUCAUCCUCCUCCUCCUCCUCCUCCUCCUCCCCCACCUCUGGUAGAGUAGCAGUGUAUGUGGAUUGUCCUGCUGGCUCUCUGUCCUUCUUCAGAGUCUCCUCUGACUCUCUGAUCCACCUCUACACCUUCAACACCACAUUUACUCAACCUCUAUGUGCUGGAUUUAGACUCUGCCCCCCUGGUUCUUCAGUGAGUCUGUGUCCUCUGUAGGACGGACGUCUCUGUCUCUGACAGCAGGGAGUAAUUCUUCUUUUCCUUUUU